AUGGGUGGGUUUGGUCGAGAGGAGGACUCGGAUGAGGAUUCGGAUGAACCGCCUGAAAUCCCUGGGAGUCCAAUUGCACAAAAACUACAAACAGCAGGCGUCACUGCAGCAGAUUUUGGAGCCACCCUGAUCAACACCAGAUUAACUACAAACCGAUCAGAUUUGAAAUAUGCCGAGAAGUUUGGUGAAGACGAAGAUGAGUACGAAGUCAAAGAUGUGGAACAAUCGCGUGCAGCUGAAUUUCAUGCCUCAAGCUCUUCGGAAGAUGAGGAGAGUGACGACGGCAACGAAAGAAAAACUCACAUGUUUCAGCUUGAGAUGGAAAGAUCUGCGUUUGGUCGACCAAAGACGGCUGCAAAGGAUCUCGAGAAGUAUCGAGAUGUCGUGCCGAACGACUUUUUCCAGCAGUUCGAAGGCACUGCAAGUGCCGAUGUCCCUCCUUCGACCAACCCACCUUCACCACGACCAGAUAUUACCAGCAAGAGUGUGAAAUCAAGGCCUGACGAACAUGAGAAGUAUAAAGUGGAAGUGCCUCGAGAACUGGAGGAGCUUUUCAGCCUGACAGAUGCCUACACACCAGAAGAUAUCGAGAUUGAAACGCGGUUGGAGCCGUUCCUUCCUGAAUUCACUCCCUCUGUGGGUUUACCGUUCGAUGGAAUCCUGAUCCCAAGGCCAGACGGCAAAGAGGGUAAUAUUGGCGUCGAUGUGCUUCGAGAAUCGUCAGGACAGACCAAUGUAGCUGAACUGGAGCUUCUGAUGCAAAUGAGCAUGGCUAACAAGAACAAACUUCGAAGUAGAAGCGACGUGGUGCGAAGUAUCGAGAACGCAUCUCAUCGUCCGCAAGAGAUCGAUCAGUGGAUCACCAGCGUCGAAAAGAUUCAACGGACCAAACCUUUGGCACAAGUGAGCUACAAGCAGCCCAUGCCGCCGGUAUCUCGGUUAAUGGAGCUGUGGCCGGAAGAAUUCGAGGAUUUCCUAGCAGCCAGGGGCGGUGCAAUACCUGGAUUAUUCGAACUUGAUGUGAAUUUGAAGGAGUUGGCGAAGAUCGUCUGCGGAGUGUUGGAUAUCCCAGUGUAUGGAGACAAAUAUGUGCAGUCAUUGCAUGUACUAUUCUCCCUUUACCUUGAAAUGGAAACCUAUGAACGAGCCCCCCAGCGCCAACAAGGUUUAUAA
Molecule: messenger RNA, 1173 nt
Organism: Phytophthora nicotianae INRA-310
Lineage: Eukaryota; Oomycota; Peronosporomycetes; Peronosporales; Peronosporaceae
Exons: 4
Coding region: 1-1173 (390 amino acids)
Biological process (GO): intraciliary transport; cilium assembly
Cellular component (GO): intraciliary transport particle B; centrosome; motile cilium
Source: RefSeq, a predicted model, not a curated record